Messenger RNA from Drosophila sechellia, 487 nucleotides. It is a transcript of the gene NimB3, whose product is annotated as Nimrod B3. The record is from RefSeq and is a predicted model, not a curated record. NCBI's taxonomy places the organism in Eukaryota, Metazoa, Arthropoda, Insecta, Diptera, Drosophilidae. The transcript has 2 exons. The coding region runs from base 81 to 452 and encodes 123 amino acids.
CAAUUUAGUAGCUCUGAGACACUGGCGAGCAUUGCGCUAGCAUUUUGAUACGACCUCGCUUUCAGCUGAAUCCGAGCGAAAUGCACUUGACAUCCACGCUGAUUGGGCUCCUUAUCUGCGGCCUGGGGAUCGAGCUGCCCACGCGCACUGCCGCACAAUUCUGGACCCGGCUGGAUCCUGUCACGCAGUGGCGGAAAGAGGCUCUAGCCGAGAGGGGAUCCGGAAUCUGUUACAGGACGCUCACCGUGGAAACCAUCAAUCCCAACUCCAGAAGUCGUCAGAUCUCCUAUUGCUGCGAUGGUUAUGUGAAUAAGGGAACAAGCCAGAACCUGAAGUGCGAGCCCAUUUGCUCGGAGGACUGCUCCAAUGGAUUGUGUCUGGCGCCCGAGGAGUGCGAGUGUGCUCCGGGUUACUAUAGGUGUAACAAAAGGUGUCGUUUUGUCUUGGAUUAACAAAAAUAAAUAAUAUCAAUUACAAUAUUCUCUGA